UUGAGGCAUUGAUCUUGUUCGAUUCAGAGAGAGAGAGAGAAAAAAAAAUCGAAAGAGGUUCCGCAAACGACAUUUUCGCCAUAGACGAAGCUCAAGAGUUCUGUGUGUUUAUAAGCCCUUUUCUUCACUCCAGACUCCAAUUUCAUAAUCACAAUCCUUCGAUUUCUUCCACAAACAUUCAGAUUCAUUACUAAUUGUUCCCAACUACUCACAAACAUCUCUGCUUUCGAUUUCUAGGGUUUCCAGGAUUUGAAUUUCAACGGUUGGAUUGUCCAUGGUUGCAACUCGAAUGUCCUAAUUUCCUUCUAUCUUGAUGAAUCAAAACUCUGUCGUUUGGAUUCAUCCUCCAAAUUUGCCUCCAGUUCUACCGCUGGAGAAUCGAGGUAUGUUUCUUCACGGCUCCCAGAGAUUACUCUCCACUGCUCCUACUUCGAAUCAAGGCCGAUGUCUCAGGAAGGGGAGAUGGUUUGAUAUGAGGCGAAAAGGCUCGAUUUCAUCAGCCUAUAAACCCUCGAAUUGGAACGAAUUACAGUACCAAAAUCGGUUGAAAUCGAGACGUUUUCAUCCAAAGAAGAAGUGUAACUACCGUUUUCCCCCUUUCGCGCCUCGUAAUACCACUUCCUUUUUAAUUCGUGCCAAACGAUCCGGCGGUAUUGCGUCGUUGGUGUCGCCUUAUCCGGUCACCCCUGCAGUGUUGCCUACUCCCAUAUUUUCGCCUCUAAGGGAAGUUCUUGUUGAUAUGGCUAAGGAGGAGUGGGGUCUUGACGGCUAUGGCUCGAUGAAGGGUCUGAUUAGACUUAGGUCAGAUGAAGACGAAGAAGAACAAGAAGAUGGGGGAUCUGGUGAUAGCGAUGUGGAAGGACAUUUAGAGGUGGAGAGACGGCUGGAUCAUGAUUUAAGUAGAUUUGAAAUGAUCUGCCCAAUUUCUGGUGGUGAAGAACAGAGCAGCGUUUUGGAGAGUAGAGUAGAUGAUCAAGAUUCUCACAUAGCCCAGCUUCAGGAGGAGAAUUUGACAUUGAAGGAAAGGGUAUUCUUCAUGGAAAGAGAGCUGGAAGAGCUAAGAAGAAGAGUUCAAUUCUUGGAAACUGAAGGCUGUCUCAUGGACAAUAACAACAAAGACGAAACCGCAGUGUCCGAAAACGCCUCUGAUAACGGUUGCAUCGGCCAUGGCUGCAAGAAGAAGAUCACUAAUCACAUUGGGAAUGAAUGAGAUGAGAAGUUUUAGGAUCUUUUUUGAAUUAGAAAUAGAUACCAUUUCAGUGUAGUGUGUACAGAGCUAGCUAACCCCCUUAUGUAUGAAGUUUGUUCUAUAUCUGUUCUUCUGUUGAUAUUAUUAUCUCAAUCCUUCUGUCUUCAAAUGUUUCUUGGA
Molecule: messenger RNA, 1369 nt
Organism: Cucurbita maxima (winter squash)
Lineage: Eukaryota; Viridiplantae; Streptophyta; Magnoliopsida; Cucurbitales; Cucurbitaceae
Exons: 2
Coding region: 314-1210 (298 amino acids)
Source: RefSeq, a predicted model, not a curated record